Molecule: messenger RNA, 1098 nt
Organism: Symbiodinium necroappetens
Lineage: Eukaryota; Dinophyceae; Suessiales; Symbiodiniaceae
Source: the annotation of a GenBank genome assembly
AUGGCUCCGUCCAUGGGCGUCCGCAGCUCCAUCGGAAGCCCGACCACCAGCCCUACGCUUGUGAGACUGGGGGAAGAAAGCGCCGAUGCAGUAAAGCGCCAAGGCCUCGCUGUGCCUUUGACGGAGCUCAGCAGCGCGGAAAUCGGCCACAGCCUUCAGCAAACCUUCACCAGUGACGAAGACUUCGCUGAUUUUCGAGCUCUGAUAGGGCGACUGGAGGAUCAGUACAUACACGAAAUGGUCCUCCUGAGUGACGAGAACAAAUUGUUAAGAUCUGAGAUGGCCAAAGUGCUUGGCACUGGCAGCACCGACACCAAGAAAAUCGCUGGCAUUCGUGGGAUGGAAGCAGGCACGACGACUUGUCAUGGCAAGGAGGGGAGCAUCAACCCAACAUUUGACAUGUCAGCCGCCGACCCCAAGUUUCGUGUUGGACAGGAGGCACAAGAAUCUCGGUCCGCCGAAGGAUCACGAAAUCCACCUUCCUCGGGUCUGCCAGCACAUGCAGAGGAACCUGCAGGCAAGAGCGGAGCGGAUGAGCAGUGCGCAGUUGUCAUGGGCAGCGCCGCCACCACGCAGAUGAUCGCGAAGAUCGAUGCUGAGGUCGAGGCCGCCGUACAGAAGCACGACUGUGCGAGCCGCCUUGAAAGCGAUUUCUACGAAAUCACGAUAGGCAUGCUCAUCAUCGUGAAUUCUGUGAUCAUGGCCAUUGAAUUCGAGUAUCAAGGCUACAUGGUUGGCCACGACCUGGACUACCGGAGAAUGGAGGGGAGCCCUGAUGAGGCCUGGCCACAUGCGGACAGUGCUUUCUAUGCCAUCAAUCUGGGCUUCACGAUUGCUUUUGUUGUUGACAUAGUGCUUCGCCUCAGCUUCCUCCGACUGCGAUUCUUCAAACUAACAUUCAACUGGCUGGACCUUCUUGUCGUCAUCUGCAGCGUCACUGAGAUCCUGUUUCAAGACCUGAUACCGGUUGACACGGUCUUCAUGCGCCUCCUGCGGCUGGGAAAGGUGGCGCGAGCGAUGCGAGUUGUUCGACAUACAGAGGACGCUGGUUUCGGUGCUGCGGUGCGAGAUCUCGUGUUCGGAGAGAGUUUGGAGUGA